Molecule: messenger RNA, 972 nt
Organism: Staurois parvus
Lineage: Eukaryota; Metazoa; Chordata; Amphibia; Anura; Ranidae
Source: the annotation of a GenBank genome assembly
AGCUCGUACCCCAUCUGGGAGGAUUUCAGCUCCAAAGCCACCAAACUGCACUCCCAGCUCAGGACCACAGUGCUGGCUGCUGUUGCCUUCCUCGAUGCCUUUCAAAAAGUGGCAGACAUGGCGACCAAUACUCGCGGGGCCACACGUGACAUUGGAUCCGCACUGACCCGAAUGUGUAUGAGACAUCGAAGCAUUGAGAGCAAACUUCGACAUUUCACCAAUGCUCUCAUGGAGAGUCUAAUAACUCCUCUCCAGGAAAGGAUCGAGGACUGGAAGAAAACGGCAAACACACUGGACAAGGAGCAUGCCAGAGAAUACAAGCGAGCUCGUCAUGAGAUCAAAAAGAAAUCUUCUGAUACACUGAAGUUGCAGAAAAAGGCGCGAAAAGGUAAUAUAGAAGUUCUCGGAAAGGGUGAUUUACAGCCCCAGCUGGACCAUGCUCUACAAGAUGUGAACGACAUGUACCUGCUGCUGGAGGAGACGGAGAAGCAGGCUGUGCGCAGGGCGCUUAUCGAGGAGCGCGGGCGCUUCUGUACAUUCAUUGCACUCUUACAGCCUGUGGUGACAGGGGAAAUCCAUCUUCUGGGAGAGGUGACCCACCUGCAAGCAAUCAUUGAUGAUCUGAUGGUGCUGAGCGAUGAGCCACAUAAACUUCCUGCUGCCAGUGAACAGGUCAUUAAGGAUCUGAAGGGAUCAGACUACUCCUGGUCCUAUCAGACUCCUCCAUCUUCUCCCAGCAGCUCGGGAUCUCGCAAGUCCAGCAUGUGCAGCCUCCCACAGACCGCCGGAGGUGGCCAGCGCUUGGUCAGUGCAUCCUCCCAGGAUUCGGGAUGUAGUUCCCAUGAGACCAUCUACUCCAAGCCGCCAUCGCCUAUGCCGUCGGAUAUCACGAGUCAGAAGUCAUCGAGCUCGGCAUCUUCAGAGGCCUCAGAGACAUGUCAGUCCGUCAGUGAGUGUAGCUCACCCACUUCA